This is a messenger RNA of Polistes canadensis, 1269 nucleotides long. RefSeq lists its product as uncharacterized. Lineage: Eukaryota; Metazoa; Arthropoda; Insecta; Hymenoptera; Vespidae. Gene Ontology annotation, biological process: cilium movement; outer dynein arm assembly. The record is from RefSeq and is a predicted model, not a curated record. The transcript has 8 exons. The coding region runs from base 1 to 1269 and encodes 422 amino acids. Gene Ontology annotation, cellular component: cilium.
AUGUUAACUGCAAAACAUGUCAAAGUUCACAAAAUGUCAGACGAACGAUGGACCAAGAGAGACAAAAUAAAUCAGUAUCGUGGAGUUCUUAAGUUAUAUGAGUAUCGCGGUAUUGUUCAUGACGUUGUAACUGGAAAUAAAACUCAUCUUUUAGCGAUAUUACAACAAUAUGAUAACUUUCAUUUAGCUUUUGGUCAACUCAGUAAAGACGAAAUUCACGAUAGAAUUUAUCAAAACAGUGAAUUAUACCAUCGACAAUUGGACAAAAUACGUUACGAGAAAGAAAAAUUGGCUAAACAAUAUUUCGAUUUACAAGUUGAAAAAUGUGUAUUACUGGAAGAAGAGGGUCAAGAAGUUCAAACAGAUCAUUUGCAUCAACGUUUGUCUGCACAUUUGCAACGCUCAACAGCUAAACAAAAUGGUGCUAAAGCCAUACGUACAACUUAUAUAACGAUGAUUAACAUUUUAAAAAAAGAUACAGUAUAUUUCGAUGCACUUCUUAAUGCUUUGAAAGAUGAUCAAAAGGAUCAAUGUAAGGUGAUAGUAAAAGCAACAGUAAUGGGACAAUUGGGAGCAGAAAAUGUUGAUGAUUUAAAAGAAAAAUAUAAGAUAAUAACUCGAGAUGUUUUAAAACAUAUGAAAGAAAGAGAACGUACUUUAAUUACAGCUCGCGAACGUGUUACCGAUCUAUGGGGAUAUGCAAAAUCUUUAGUUAGAAUCGAAAGCAACGAAGCUCUUAUUAAGAAAAAUGCCAACUUUAAGGGGAAAUCUGAUCAUUUAGAAAGUCAACUUAAACGUUUGGAAGAAAUUUGUGAAAUAUUAAAAGAUACCGUUUUAGUUAGAAGUCAUAACGAAUUAUUUCCAAGACUCGAAGAACAAAUGAAACAGAAGAAACGUUUGAUUAAUCAAUUUAAUUAUAAUAUCAAAGAACGCAAUAAUCUUGUAAUUAAAAAAGAAGAAUCUAUUAUCCUUCUUGAAAAGCUUGAACACACGAUGUUAUCAACAACAGGGCAAUAUAGGAUAGAUAAAAAAGCUUUGUUGGAAGAAAUUGAAGCUCAAAAGAAACGUAUUGGUGAUUACAAAGAAUUAAGAAGAUCUCAUGGUGAAUUAUCAAUGAAGAUAAGAGCGGCAUUACAAAAUAUGUUACUUAUGCUUGUCUGCAUCAAACGUGGUAAAGUUGAAAGAAGACAGUUGAAAAAGACGAAGAGUAUAGAUGAGUUAGAUGAGGAUGAACCUAUCUUAGAUAAAAUUGAACCGGAUGGUUAUUAA